CUUCGCGACGCAGCGCGUUUACAAGUGCGAGACAUUUAUAACAAGUCUCGGCGCCCAGGCUCAACGUUCCCUCGUGUGGUUUUCCUCGCUUGUAGCUCCAUUCGCCUGGGUCCACUUCGCAACAAGCUAUACCUCCUUCCUUUCUCGGCCAGCUGGAGAUACUUGUCAGUUCUUCAUCCCACGAGAUAGGCUUCACCGCUAUAGCAUGGCCCUGCCAUCUUGAGGAUAGCGGGGUAGAAUGGGCUCCUCGAUAGAAAUAUCGGUCCUUGGGGCCGACGGCCGACUGGAGACAAUUACGAAAGAACCAGACGGUAUCACUCAAGAGUGGGAAUCAAUAGCCGCGGGAGAUCUACGGAACUCUAUCAUGUUCCUCAGCAGUAUCGGCACACUGGCUUUACCUGGUACAUGGAAUCUCGCAGCUCUUGGACUGCGCGGCAUCUGACGCAAGGCAAGCGGCGAACUUAGACCGGAUAAGAUUGCCACAAAGUCGCAGCGAUGAGUUAUGGUGGCCGAAUCUAUAAGAGUGAUGGCCACCCGGUCAUGCUUGUAUCAUCCAACCAGCAAAGCUCAAACCCUGACCACCUUUGCUCCUAAGCCGUUCUAGCCCAUUCUAGUCACCAUGGUUUCGAUCACCUCUCUUCUCACCAGCUUCCUUGUGGUUGCUGGCGUUGUCAUUGCCAAACCGACGCCCAAGCUCGCUAAGCAGCCCGUAGUCACAUACCUCGGCACUCAAGGUCCUAUU
Cucurbitaria berberidis CBS 394.84 is the source of this 742-nucleotide messenger RNA. RefSeq lists its product as uncharacterized. Bases 239 to 442 code for a protein of 67 amino acids. The record is from RefSeq and is a predicted model, not a curated record. NCBI's taxonomy places the organism in Eukaryota, Fungi, Ascomycota, Dothideomycetes, Pleosporales, Cucurbitariaceae. The transcript has a single exon.